Molecule: messenger RNA, 810 nt
Organism: Tetrahymena thermophila SB210
Lineage: Eukaryota; Ciliophora; Oligohymenophorea; Hymenostomatida; Tetrahymenidae
Product: protein phosphatase 2c
Exons: 7
Biological process (GO): protein dephosphorylation
Molecular function (GO): protein serine/threonine phosphatase activity
Source: RefSeq, a predicted model, not a curated record
AUGAUGUAAGGAAAUAAUUAGAGAUUCGUAUAGGUAAAAAACUCUUAAAUACUUAAGGAGUAUGCUUACAAAGAGGAUUAAAAUUAUCCAGCAAGAUUUAGCAUGGAAGAUGCUCAUUUUAUUGUAGACGAUGCCUUUAAUGAUGGACUUAUAGGAUUUUAUGGUGUUCUUGAUGGACACGGAGGCUCAGAAGUAGUUGAAAGUUGUGUGCAAUUUAUUCCUGAAAUUUUCAAGAAAGAAUAUAAGAAAGAAGUCCCAGUUAAAGAAUUAUUCACUUAGAUUUUUAAAAAAACUGAUGAUAAAUUAAGAUUAGUUGGAGCUAGUGACUAAGGUGCCUGUGCUUGUAUAGCUUUAGUAAGAAAAGAAGGUUUAAAUGAUAUGAAAUGUUAUGUUGGUAACCUAGGUGAUACAAGAGCAGUUUUAUGUGAAAAUGAUAAAGCUGUUAGAGUUUCAACUGACCACAAGGCAACAAAUGAUUAAGAAAUAAAAAGAAUUAAGGAUAUGGGUGGUAUGAUAAUUAGAGGAAGAGUUUCAGGAUCAUUAGCUGUAACAAGAGCUCUAGGAGAUUUAGAUUUAAAGACAGAGGGAGUUUUGAACGUGCCUGAUGUUUAAGAUUUUAUGAUCACAAGCAAAACUUAAUAUUUAAUUCUUGCAUCUGAUGGGCUAUGGGAUGUUGUUGAUGACUAAAAAGCAAUAGACCUCUGUAAAAAUAUGACUGAUACUGGAGAAAUGGCUAAAAAAUUAGUUAAAUACGCUGUUGAUAAUGGAUCAAGAGAUAACACUUCUGUGAUGAUUUUAAAGUUUAAUUGA